Coturnix japonica (Japanese quail) is the source of this 3218-nucleotide messenger RNA. RefSeq names its product KIAA1614 ortholog. Lineage: Eukaryota; Metazoa; Chordata; Aves; Galliformes; Phasianidae. Gene Ontology annotation, biological process: establishment or maintenance of cell polarity; centrosome cycle; regulation of cellular localization. The record is from RefSeq and is a predicted model, not a curated record. Gene Ontology annotation, molecular function: protein binding. Gene Ontology annotation, cellular component: apical plasma membrane; cell cortex; nucleus.
CUGUGCACGGAGGGGGUGCGCAAUGGGGGCGCUGGGCUUUGGGAUGAGGGAAUGGCUGGGGACGAGCAGGAAGAGCGAGGAUGCGGGCGAUGCUCAUGGGAUGCUCCAGCACUGCGGGCUUUGCUGGGGGUGAAAGAUGCCGAGAAGCGCCGUCGGGUGCUCAGGGAUGGGGGGUAACACUCUCGGGGUGCAUGGAGGGGAGGGGGGUCCCGGCCCUAUGUUUGCACAACCCGAGGGCGGACUUGGCACCGCCCUGGGCGCACCGUGUCCCUGCUGUCCCCUGGGCUGCGUGUGACCGCGGUGGCCCCGUGGCCGCGUCCAGCUCGGCUGUCAGCGUCUGCCGGGCUUGGCUGGGAGCCGCGAACGGGCGGAGGAGGAGGAGGAAGAGGGGGAGGCCGGGCGGGAGGCAGGGCCGGCCGCAGCCAGCAGCCCAGCCAAGCGGCGGAGCUCCGGCAGGGCUGGAGGGGCCGCGAUUUGCUGCCUCGUUUAUUUUUUUUUUUUCAUUUCCUCCCUUUGCUUCCUUCCCCUCUUCCGCUUUUCUUCUCCCUCCAUCCCGGCCCGCUCCCGAUGCUCGGGGGCACAUGGAGGGGCUCCGUCCCUCUGAGCCCCCCCGGGGCCCGCACGCCGUGCUGGAGGGGAAGGUGAAGGCGCUGAAGGAGAAGCGCUGCGCUGAGCGGCCGGCGCCCAAGAAGCCCCGCGGCCGCAGGGGGAAGGUUGGAGCCGAGGAGCCGCGGGCGCAGCUCCGAACGUAUCUGACCGACGGGCUGCUGGACGGCGCCGCACAGUGGGGCGAGCAGGGGGGGCUGGGGGGCUCCCCCGGUCUGGUCUCUUCUGGCAAGGAGGUGACGGCGGGCCCGGAGCCGCUGUCCUUGGCUGAGAGGGUGGAGAGGAACCGUCGGCUGCUGCACGAGGUGCUGGGGAUGCACGAGGUGACAGCGAGCGAUGGUGACUGGGACUCAGGGGUCUCACUGCAGGAUGCUGAGGGCUGCAGGGCCUUUGUUCCCGGGCAGGAGCUCGAGCUGAGCCCACGCCAUGAACAGGCCAAGCAGCUGCUGCAGCGCGCCCGCAUGAAGGCUCGCACCAACCCGCUGCGCGCCAGCCACGACCUCCUGCUGCUGCCCAGGGAGCCCAGCGGGACAGCGAGGCCCGGCGUCAGUACACGGGAGGCGGAGGGUCCCGCAGGCGGCAGCCUGAGCGACUCGUCCAGCGGGGAGUCGGGCUGCAGGGAGCCCCGGCGCCCGCGGGGACCCUCCCCUUCCCGUGUGCGCUUCGAGGACGAGUCGGCCCGCGACGCCGAGGUGCGUUACCUGGAGCGGCUGCGGCACCGCCGGGCGCUGGGCUCAGCGCUGGAGCCUCGAGGGCAGCACGGGGAUGGGCCCGUGAAACCCCGGGCUGCUGACAGCCCUGCGGGGGGCAAGUGCCAGGCCUGCGGCUCGCUGCUCGGUGCCGCCGUGCCGGCCGAAGGCAGCCCCGCGGCGCGGGGACGGGAGCGCACGGGUCCCGGUGCCGCUGCCCAGCCUGAGCCCAAGGCCCGGCCGCUGGGUCCCGGGGGGUCCCCGCUCUGGAUCCUGCCCUCCCGGCAGCGCAUCCACACCGAGAAGAUCAAGGAGACUUACAUCGGGAGCGUCGCCCGAGGGGAUGAGGCGGACUCGGCGCUGGAGAGCACCGACACCUCCGACGGCUGCCGGACAGACAGCGAGGAGCCGCGGCCCCGCAGCCCCCACCCGCGGGGACAUCGGGAGCCCCGCGCUCGUGGCCACCGCAGCCCCCGCACCCCAACGCCAAAGGAGAAGGGCGCGAGUGUGGCCGGGGGCUCGGGGACACUUUGCCCCCCAGCAGCGGGUACAGCCGGCGGCCAGGACGGAGGGCACGGCAGUGAGACGGCGGGCAAUGGAGAGCCAGCAGCCCCCUCCUCGAAGCUGGCAGGGCCUUCCCACAGCCCGUCCACCACCACAACAAAGACCUGCUCACAGGUGCCUUGCAGGACAAGCAUCCCUGCCAGCAGCCGCCAGUGCCCGGAGCCUGAUGCUGGGAGCACCCUGCCCCAGCCCAAGGGUGCAGGGCAGCAGCGGGGGCCAUGCGGCCCCGUCUGGCUCCCGGGGAGCCCCCUGCGUGCCUUGUCCACUAAUAACUGCAACAACACCCGUGGGCAGGGCAGUGGGAGCCGCUCCCAACUGGGGGCACAACAUGGGGAGACCAGCAGGACAGACAAGGCACAGCACGACGGGAGCACAACGCUGGGGGAGCCAGCACGGCCAACCAGCCGCAAGGGCAGCGGGGAUGCGGCGUCCUCGGGGCUGAAGCGGCUGCUGUGCAGCCUGAGCCAGAGCACCAAGCAGCGCCUGGGCCGCUUCCGCUGCUACAGCAUGGAGCAGCUGCCCGGCCCCGCACACAGCGGGCACAGCGUGAAGCGGUCGCCCUCACUGCAGGCACUGGUGUCCCCGUUCCGCCAGCCCCAAAAGGCCGCCUCCAUGCACAGCCUGCUGGGCAGGGCGCCCCGAGCCAGCGCCUACCUGCUGCCACAGCCCGGCCAUGGGGACAGGAAGGCGGCCUCGGGACGGCAGCACUCGCUGAGCACGGAGGACAUCGGUGCCCCCGACCGGCCGCGCACAGUGGGCCGCGUGGUGGAGGUGUUCCCCGAUGGCACCAACCUGCUGCAGAUACAGCGGCCACCACACGGCUCCUUCGGCUUCCAGGUCACCUCCGGGCACGGCCGGCCUGACACAGGUGUCUACGUGCAGGAGAUGGAGGACGCGGGCACAGCCAAGCUGUACGCGGGGCUGCUGGGGGUGGGAGAUGAGAUCCUGCAGGUGAACGGGGCUGCGGUGUCGGGCCUGGGGCUGACACGCAUCAGGGAGCUGCUGCUGCAGGAGGACAGACUGGAACUGCGUGUGCUGAGACAGCGCCCGGCUCGGCGGUAGCGCCGCCAGGAGGAGCAAUAAGGAUGUAAUGCAAUAAGGAUGUAAUGUAAUAAGGAUGUAAUAAGGACCUCACCGAGACAAGGGGACUGGGUUUGCCCUGCUUACAUGCAACGCGAGGGUCCCUGCAUGUUGGGAAGCAACAUGGGACCAAGGACUUGCCCUUGGCAUGGGGACACCUCAGCUGGAAGCCUCUGCCUGUGAGAUGGUUGGGUUAUUUAAGUUAUUUCAAGCAAAAGAAACAACCCAAAGAACUGUAAAUAUAUCUAUAUAUAUAUAUACAUAUAUGCAAUGACAACA